CUAUCCUUUGCAGUUUGACACAGAUUGACAUUUAAUUAUUCUUGUUCAAAGAAGCGUUUAUUAACCCUUGUGCUGCUUCGGGUCAUUUAAGACAUCCUUUAUCGCAUUUUUCUAAUCGAGAACAAGGAGAGAAUAUUUCAACUCACGAGUCAAGACGCAAGCAAGGCUACAUCGGGAAAAGAAAGCAGCGAAAGAAAGCAUCACAUUGAAGUACAUUUUGAGAUUUCGCAUCGGGUUUAGGGUCCGUGUAGUCUACCUUGUGGCCAUUCGUUUUGUAUUCGUACCAGCUUUGUUUUGUAUUUCAAUCCGUAUUGACAAACUCUUACAUAGGUCCGUAAUAUCGUUUCAUCUGUAAAUUAUAAAAAGUAUAGGCUAAAUUAAGUUUUAUUCAAAAAUCUUUAUUUUCACAGUUCACCUCGGAGCUUUUCACUUGGAGCUCAAUGGUUACCGGUUUUGAAUGUUUUGCAUAUUGAUUUCACUGAGGGGACACGCUAAUGAAGUGAGGAUCGCGGCACAUUGCACAUGGUUGACAGGAAGUACACUCAACUAAUUUGUUGGAGUACGAACGAUCUCAAAAUGCUGAAUACUGCCACCUCUGGAAUUUCAAGCAACAUAGUUUAUGUGUUAUUAAUUAUUGGAGGGUUCAUAACACUGUUUUCCAUGUACUAUAAGACGUCUCCAAUGUUACCUUGUCAGCGCCAGCCUUCUUACUCAGUUAAGAACACAGCUUACUCAAUGGCAAAUAAACCGAUCUUGCUGCUUUGGUUCUGGCCUGAAAAUGAUAGGUUUGAUUUUAAGGACUGCAAAACGUUCUUCAACAUUGACGGUUGCAACCUUACAGACAAUAGGACCCUGUACAGUGAAGCUGAUGCAGUGCUCAUCUUUCACAGAGCCAUAAACCACAAUGCAUCAAAUCUUCCCCCCUCACCGAGACCCUCAUUUCAAAAGUGGAUUUGGUUUCAUGUGGAAUCACCAACAAACACACAGAAAGUUCCAGGUAUCGAGAACCUUUUUAAUGAGACUUUAAACUACCGACAGGAUGCAGACAUCCCUGUUCACUGGAAGUUGUCUAAAAAGACCAGAGAUGACUUUGCGCUGCCCAAGAAAGAACGAAUGAUCUGCUGGAUUGUGAGCAACAAUGACUCUCACACUGGGACAAAGAUGAUGUAUAGUUACUACAGGGAGCUUGUGAAACACAUUAAGGUGGAUGUGUUUGGCAAGGUGUUUGGUAGUUUCUUAAAAUAUAAAGAUUAUUUCUCAACCAUCGCAAGCUGCAAAUUCUACCUUUCCUUUGAGAACUCUGUUGACAAAGACUACAUCACAGAGAAGCUGAAUGGACCACUAGCAGCAGGAACAGUACCUGUUGUAUUGGGUCCCUCCCGACAGAACUAUGAGAGCUUUAUACCAGGGGAUUCCUUCAUCCAUGUAAAUGACUUUCCUGAGGCAAAAGCUUUGGCUGACUUCCUCCUGCAGUUGGACAAGAAUGAUGAGGCCUAUAUGCGCUAUUUCAAUUGGCGUCAGUAUUACUCUGCUAGGCCUCACCUGAUUAAACAGAACCGAAAAUUCCUCCAGGCCAUCUGCUAUGCCUGUGACCAUGUGGGAAGACACAGAGAGUACAGGGUUGUUCCCGAUAUUUACAAGUGGUAUUUCGGUUAAACUGUUACUUUCAUCCCUAGCAAGGAAAAACGCUCAAGACGCACUUGUUCCGGGAGUACAACAGUACUUAAGAAGGAUUUGCUGGACCUGAUGUUAGUUUCCUCUAGGAACACAAUGACUCUUAUGGAGGGACUUGUUGCUCUUGUUGGUUAGUUGUAACUGAUUUAAAUUAUUGUACUCGCUGUGAACUAUAUUAUUAUUUCUUGCAUUUCUACAGGUACACUCUUGCACUUUUGUGGUUUAUGUUGUUUAAUUGUAACUUGUUUAACUGCAUGCUCUUAUGGUUCUUCCCUUUGGUCUUUUUUGUUUUUUUCACAAUGUAUGCUUCAUGUUUUGGCUACCCGCAAUGUUUUGGGCUAUCUUGUUGUUAUGAUCAGUGACCUAUGCACUUUUGUAAAGCUCUCUCUUGGAAGUCGCUUUGGAUAAAAGUGUCUGCUAAAUGAAUAGAUGUGAAAAAACUGAAACCUGUACCAUUUGUAUUUUUUGUAAUAUUUGUAUUUUUAUAUUGUAAAUUACUGCAACUUAUAUUUUAUUGUAUAGUUUAUUUUAAUCUAAUUCCAUUGCUAGUGAUGUACCCUUAGUUUUCUAGUUAUGUACCCUUAGUAUAGUUAGUCCUCAUUUACAUUUUUGAUUCCUAUAUGUUUAAUGUUUGCACCUUCCUGCCAAAGCAAAUUCCUUGUCUGUGCAAACUUUCAUGGCGAAUAAAACUCAUUCUGAUUCUGAUUCUGAUUGGCUUUAACUUGAGUGCAAGGAUCUCCAUGGUGGCAUUGACCACUAGCGCCCCCUGGAGGAUUGUUCCAGUCAUAACCGUCCCCUGACCUAGGAUGCAGGAACAGAGCUGUUUAAGGGGCCAAAUUUGCACCAAGAUGGAUUCUCAGUGUUGGAAAUUGGAAAACGGGUUGGAACACUACAGCACAACAACUACAGUAUCAGAGCUGCAGUUUAACAUCCACAUCCAUGUUUUGAAAAGAUAAUGGUGAUUGCUCACAGUGACCUUACAAUGUUGUGACAGCAGUGUUCGUUUUGCUUGUCGUUCUCCUCAGCCAUGAGCAGGACACCGUCCAGGUCUCUGUGAGGGAGGGAUGUCUGGCUCUUCACAAACUAGGACACAAGACGCACAUGCACGCACCCACAGACGCACACGCACACAGCAACGACAAGCGAAAUAAAAACUGCUGUCAUAACAUUGUAAGGUCACUGUGGGCAUACAGUUAAGUCUGGAGUAUAUUUGGACAGUGACGUAAUUUUCAUAAUUUUGGCUCUGUAUGCCACAGUAACGGAUUUGAAAUUAAACAGCCAAGAUGCAAUUGAAGUGCAGACAUUCAGCUUUUAUUCAAGGGGCUGAACAAAAUUGUAUAUCAUGUGAUACGUUUAGGAAUUGCAACCAUUU
Messenger RNA from Osmerus eperlanus (European smelt), 3046 nucleotides. RefSeq names its product 4-galactosyl-N-acetylglucosaminide 3-alpha-L-fucosyltransferase 9-like. Lineage: Eukaryota; Metazoa; Chordata; Actinopteri; Osmeriformes; Osmeridae. Bases 523 to 1656 code for a protein of 377 amino acids. The transcript is spliced from 3 exons. The record is from RefSeq and is a predicted model, not a curated record. Gene Ontology annotation, cellular component: membrane. Gene Ontology annotation, molecular function: alpha-(1->3)-fucosyltransferase activity.